GGAGGAACUGAAGGCAAACUCCACACUUUUGAAGACCUCUGGGGAGACAGGAAGCAGGCAAAUCUAAUGGAAAUUAAAAGAAAACUAUAACUCUAGGAACUUAAGAGGAAGGAAACAAUCACCAUUCCAGGCUGGAUCUGAAAAAUCUGGAGGAGCCUUCAGAUCAGGUCAGGUACUAAAAGGGGAGACAUUGGAAGAAGGGGGACAUCCCUCCAGGUCCCCUUGAUUCUGGAGAGAAGAAAACUUUUCUGUUGCCUUCUCUUCUCCCAGCCAUGAACAGGCACAUGUGGUUCUCUUCUCCAGACGUGUCCAAGUCACUCCGUUGGGUGGGGAAAUCCAACAGCACCAACUCCACCCUCUUUCCAUUCCACAAUCGAUCCUCCUUCCAGGAGGACCUAGAGGUAAAGUCCACGGGAGAAUUCGACACCAGUUACAAAGAGGAAUCGCAGAGCCAGACAGUGAAAGCUCUCCUGAUCGCGGCUUAUUUAACCAUUAUUUGCAUCUCGCUUUUGGGCAAUGUUGUGGUGUGCCACGUGGUGCUGAAGAACAAGAGGAUGCCCUCAGCCACCAGCCUUUUCAUUGUCAACUUGGCUGCAGUUGAUAUCCUGAUCACCCUCCUGAACACACCUUUCACCCUGGUGCGAUUUGUCAGCAGUACCUGGGUUUUUGGAAAGCCAAUGUGCCAUAUAAGUCGCUUUGUCCAGUAUUGCUCCAUCCACAUGUCCGCACUGACCUUUGCCGCCAUUGCUCUGGAUCGCCACCAGGUUAUAAUGCAUCCUUUCAAGCCCCGAAUGUCCCUCGUGAAGGGAGGGCUGUGUGUCCUGGUCAUUUGGGUGAUGGCCAUCUGCUUCUCGCUGCCCUACGCCAUCUACCAGAACCUUGUCAGGUUGUCUUAUGGAAAUGGGACCAUCCGUAUGGUGUGCCUUUCCAGCUUCCCUCCUCCGACAGAUCUCUACUGGAAGUACUUGGACUUGGCCACUUUUGUGCUUAUGUAUCUUCUGCCUUUGUCAGUGAUCUCUGUCACUUACAUAUCGGUGGCCAAGAAACUCUGGAUGAGGAACGCCAUUGGCGACGUGACAGUGGACCAAUACUAUGCCCACCAGCGGAAAAAGAAGAUGAGCCUGAAAAUGUUGAUGGUGGUUGUGAUAGUGUUUGGCAUCUGUUGGUUCCCCCUGAAUUGCUACUUGAUCUUCAUGUCCAGCCAAACCGUCAAUCACCACAAUGGCUUUUACUUUUCUUUCCACUGGUUUGCCAUGAGUAGUGCCUGCUACAACCCCUUCAUUUACUGCUGGCUGAAUGAAGGUUUCCGCACAGAAUUCAGGGCCCUGUUGAGAAUGUGCUGUAAGAAGCAAACUCCCAGCAGUCAGCCCCUCUGGUCCAUAUCGGCUGACUUCAGGCUCAGCUGGGAUGGCAAUUAUUGCUGCAAACAAGAGGCUGCCACUCAGCGGACAAGGAAGUCAUCUCACAGGAACUCUGCACAGACCAACAUCUCUAUUAUCGAGCUGAUCACAACAGGAAGCUAG
Thamnophis sirtalis is the source of this 1523-nucleotide messenger RNA. RefSeq names its product G protein-coupled receptor 83 (gene GPR83). Gene Ontology annotation, molecular function: neuropeptide Y receptor activity. Gene Ontology annotation, biological process: neuropeptide signaling pathway. The record is from RefSeq and is a predicted model, not a curated record. Gene Ontology annotation, cellular component: plasma membrane. NCBI's taxonomy places the organism in Eukaryota, Metazoa, Chordata, Lepidosauria, Squamata, Natricidae.